AUGGAAGUUUUUAACAAGUUCUACACGUCAGUUACAAGUACAGUAUCGCAAUUAUCCGGUGUGCUGCCUGGAAAUCCCGUAUUAAGAGAGUUCGAGGCCACGCAGUUUGUAGCGACCGCAGGACCAGGUCUUCUAUGGAAAGUGUAUAAGGGCUACAAAAAAUCCACAAAACAGGAGGCUUCCAUAUUUGUUUUUGAGAAAAAAUGUUUAGAAAAGUGGCAAAAAGGCGACAGGGAUGCUAUGAUAGACAUAUUGAAACACGGCAUUGUACAACUCACCAAACUACGACAUCCCCAGAUUUUAACCGUACAGCAUGGUCUUGAAGAAAGCAGGGAAAGCCUAGCAUUUGCCACAGAACCUGUAUUCGCAAGCCUCGCAAACAUAAUCGAAUACCAAGAUACUCCGCCCAUACCACACCUAAAAGAUUACCAACUCUAUGAUCUCGAAAUUAAGUAUGGUUUGACGCAUAUUGCUGAGGGAUUAGCAUUUUUACAUAAUGAUGUCAAGCUUUUACACCGUAACGUGUGUCCAGAGUCAAUCUUGGUCAAUCAGCAAGGCGCUUGGAAGAUAUUUGGGUUUGAUUUUUGUAUUGCAAAUACAGCAGGGCCUGGGGCAGAAACUUUCUGGCCUUUCCAAGAGUACUGCCCGGCAAAUCAUCAUUUGACUCAGCCUAGUCUUGACUUUUUAGCCCCAGAAAUCGUAGCAGCGAAAACACAUUCCCAAGCUAGCGAUAUUUAUUCGCUCGGAAUGCUUAUUUACACGCUGUAUAGUCAAGGGCAUAAACCGCUUGGUAUGGUAGGAUCUGAUAUGAACAAAUAUAAACAGUUAAUAAAUUUACUGCGAACGAACAUCAAUGCGAAGCUGUCUUGCAUCCCAGAAAAUUUGAAGGAAUACGUUAAGUUGAUGCUGAAUAAUGUACCUCAGUUGAGACCCGAUCCACAUCAGUUUUUGAAGAUACCUUACUUCGAAGACGUCGGCGUGAAGGCAUUGAAUUAUCUGGACUCGCUAUUCCAAUGGGACAAUUUACAAAAAUCACAAUUCUACAAAGGCCUGCCGCAAAUAGUGCAGAAUAUGCCUCAUAGGAUUUGCGUGUAUCGCGUCGUACCUUGUCUUGCAAAAGAGUUUGUUAACCCACCUAUGGUUCCUUUUGUACUACCUAUUGUCUUGCUCAUUGCUGAAAAAGCCACGCAAGAAGAAUAUAUUCGACACAUACUACCGAUUCUGAAACCAGCUAUGACGAUACAAGAUCCUAUACAAAUUCUUCUUAUUUUCAUGCAAAAGAUGGAAGUUAUUCUCAAAUUGACACCCGCGGAAGAAGUUAAAAGUGACGUACUUCCAAUGCUUUGUAGAGCGUUGGACUCAGACGCCCAACAAAUCCAAGAACUUUGCUUAUCAGUUCUGCCCACAUUCGCCUCGUUGAUAGAUUAUCCUGCUAUGAAAAAUGCUCUUCUACCUCGUAUAAAGAAGCUAUGUUUGUCAACCAAUUAUGUUUCCGUGCGUGUUAACUGCCUGUUGUGCAUCGGGAAGUUGCUGGAGCAUUUGGAUAAGUGGCUGGUCUUGGAUGAGAUCAUUCCUUUCCUGCCACAGAUAACCUCAAGAGAGCCGGCAGUUGUGAUGGGCAUAUUAGGAGUCUGCAAGCUAGCCCUCAGUCACAAGAAGCUCGGCAUUACAAAGGAAAUAAUGGCAACCAAAGUGCUACCAUUCCUCAUACCUCUCUGCGUCGAGAACGGGUUAACCGUAAACCAAUUCAACGCAAUCAUAGCACUUGUCAAACAAAUGAUAUCUAUUGUGGAAACUGAGCAUAGAGCUAAGUUGGAGCAACUUAAUUCAAUACAUAACGAGUCUAAGGGCUUAGAAACGACACUCACUUCACCAGGAACGCUGGUCCCAUCAAUGCCUCCAAGCUCAGACGUUGACAAAAUGUUCUCCGGUUUGGGCAUAGAGCCAUUCUCAUUGGACGCAUCUACUACUAAGGAAUCCUUGAACAUCAAACCUUUGGCUAGCGGAACACAUACAUUGAGCAUUGAGGAGAAGAAGAGAAUAGCGAACCAGCAAGAAACAGCGCAACGUUAUGCAUUGCAUCAAAGGUUGCCUUCCCCUAAAAGUGUUGCUACGCCUGGCUUUGCCCCCAAGAAGCCUGUCGACCUCACACGUACGCUCUUAGAGUCGAACUUGAACCAAUUAACAACAACCAAAUCCUUAAACCCGAACAUUCGUCCAGGUGUUGCUUCUACUGUUCAAAAUUUGAAUGUUAACCCCACAGUGCCCAAUUCAACGAUGUCCUUUCAAACUACAAACUUUUAUCGACCAUUAGGAAUGGAAAACGCAAAUCCGCUUUUACAAAGCAACCAAUGGGAAAACAGUAAUAAUUCCCAUAUAAACAAUAAGUGGAUGAAACCACACAGCUCUGUACAGCCUCCAUCCAACAGCUUCCACCAAUCCAUUUCGUCCAAGGAAGUAUUAGAGGUCAAAAAGGUAAACAAAUAUGGCCGACUGACAAUAAAUAUGUACAAGAACAUCAGUUUUAUUUAAAUUUCAAAUCCAGUUUCAAAUCGCUAUUUUGUAUAAAUUUGCAUAGCAAUGAUAAAACGACUACUAUACCUGUAGGCCUAUAUUGAAUGUUCUAAUGCCUGGUGGAAGUCCUUUCUGGCCUUCUCUAAAAUUAGACUAGUCGCUAGUGGAAUUGAUCUCUUCUUCUUUAUAAUGUUAUAGCUUCAUCGAUACCAUCGAUGAUUCCGCCAAUGUCGAAAUAAGGAACACACGCGUUUUUUUAAUUUAAUAUUUGACUCGUGAAUUUCCACACAAAUCACUGAGAGUAGAAUCUACAACAACAGAGAACUUACGCAAACUAUUACAGAAACAAAUUGUUAUUUUUAAUAAAUUUACAUAGGACAUAUACAAAGGGAGAGUGGGCUGACUUUAGGAGAAAGUUGAUAUUAACAAGACGGGGGAUUUUAGGGGGCAGGAUAUCAUAAAGAGUAGUGAGGAUAUGGUUACAGUAAAAACAGGUGCACACGGAUCUUAGCCAAGAACACAGGAGGCGAAUAAUUGCGGAGGUAAUAUUUUUCGGAAUGGAAUUGGUCUAAAAUGUAAACAAACAUCUGUCAAACUGACAUAUCAUAGAUAAUAAACAUUUUUUUCUGGUUGGUUUUAAUAAAUCUGCUAAAGCAGGUUUUACUUUUGACAUUGAGAGUUUAUUUAACGAGUUUAAUAUUACCUACCCUUUCACAUUUGCAUAUAUUGCGAUACUUAAAAUAUAUUUUUGUAAUGGAAACCAGAGAAGCCCAAGCGCCCGGCUUUUACCCAGAGCUUUGUUAACGCUGGAUUUAAAUAAGGCUAAAUUACUAGGAAAACUAUUUACAACUAAAUAUUUCUUGUAAAUCGGGUUUUGUUCAAAUUUAAUGAUUUUGUUACAAAUCGAUAUAUUAUAAGUUAAUUCUUUCAUUAAAAUCCAUUAAAAAAAAAUACCAUUAACCAGCCGGUGAAACCAUGUGUCCGGACAAUUUUUUUUUACAUUACUUGCUAAUGUUUACCUGUGAUUAUCCUAUGCGCAGUAAGUGAGAAUCGUAUUUGUUGAUUGUUCCUUUUUAGUUUAAGAACAAUUUUUACACCGAAAUUUUAAAUAUUGUAACAUACCAAAUUAAAUAUUAUUAACAUAGUGGUUUCCGUUCACGGUUUUGGACGGAAAUAAGGUAUAAUUGGGUGCUUUGAGUAAAAACCCGGAUGGAUAGAAUUUUAAUACCAUGCCCAUCUUUAAUGGCAACACAUUUGUUUACAUUUUUGAUCUCGAAUUUUAUCACCGAGUAUAGGCGGAGACCGACGAUCGGAGCUGGCUUCUCAUUCCUUUUAAGUGGAAUUAUUGAAAAAUAGAUUAUCAUGCUGCGGUCUAUCUCUGAUUGGUCUACUAGAUAUGCACAAGGUAUAAUGUCUCAUGCAAUAUUAUUGCGAAUGAUAUCUAUUUUGUAACUUUAUAGCCACGAUCACGUGAUAAAAGUAAAUAUUUACGUCAAAUUAUUUAUUUGAAUGAGGGUAUAUGCAUUUGAAAUACAUUUUUGUAUACAACACUUAUUUAUUAGAACUAUACUAAAAUAAAAUAUAGAUAUAAAAUGACACAAUAUAAUGUAUCUUUAAAAUAAAAAAUGCUAGUUGAUAAUCUGCUGUAUUUUUUUCGCCAAUUGUGCAGCCGGUAGCUCGUAUAAACGUGUUUAUUAAAGUUUAUCUUAUCUUAAUUAGUCCAUUCCAAUAUAAUUGUAUCCAGAAUGAUUGAUAACCACGAUGUAUAGAUUGUGUAACAAAAAAUAUAGCAGAUUGGUUUAACGAAUCCUACGUUCUUACAAUUUAACUUUGUUCAAAAACUUAGAGAAAUAAUAUUUAUUUAACACUUUUUACAUUCCUUCGAUUUGGCAUACAAAAUUUAG
This is a messenger RNA of Hyposmocoma kahamanoa, 4418 nucleotides long. RefSeq names its product SCY1-like protein 2. Gene Ontology annotation, molecular function: ATP binding; protein kinase activity. The transcript is spliced from 7 exons. Lineage: Eukaryota; Metazoa; Arthropoda; Insecta; Lepidoptera; Cosmopterigidae. Gene Ontology annotation, biological process: protein phosphorylation. The coding region runs from base 1 to 2532 and encodes 843 amino acids. The record is from RefSeq and is a predicted model, not a curated record.